Durio zibethinus is the source of this 2467-nucleotide messenger RNA. RefSeq names its product protein TRIGALACTOSYLDIACYLGLYCEROL 3, chloroplastic. The record is from RefSeq and is a predicted model, not a curated record. NCBI's taxonomy places the organism in Eukaryota, Viridiplantae, Streptophyta, Magnoliopsida, Malvales, Malvaceae. Gene Ontology annotation, molecular function: ATP binding; ATP hydrolysis activity.
UUGAACCCCUGGCAUCGGUGUAUGAUGUGGUGUCAUACAACAUAGCAAUGGGUUAUGAUUGAAGGUAAGAAAGAAGGGACAGUUUUGGCAAAUUUUCCAAUUUGUUUUCAUUGGUAUAAUCAAGCCGGGCAAACUGAAACAGGAACUGAAAUAUACACACACAGGUAGGCUUCUGUCAGAGUCCAGCGCCUACCUCCCAUUUAAGCCGGCCAUCUAAAGCGCACAUUUUUCACGUUUCUUAUAUAUAUCUUUUUUAUUCUUUCUUUUCUUCAUUAAGAAUUAGAUUUACUUUUAUAUUCCAAACCCAUUUCCUACUUCAACUUUGGAGAUCUUUUUCUUUUAUCAAAUUAACCUGUCUGGGUGUCUUUCAGAAUUCCCAAAUUUGCUCAUUUUCCCUUGGUUUUUGGCUAAUGAUUAAUUAUCCUGAUCUGGGUCAUCUCCAAAAUCACUAAUUUCCAAUACCCAUAACUCCUUUUAUGACUCUUUUUGAAAUUUCAGUUUCAAAAUGAUGAGAUUCCAUUAAUUUUUGAGGGUUUCAAAAUAGACAAAUCUUCAACCUUUUCAUUUCCCUAAAAAAAAAAUGACCAGUACGAUUUUUUUGUCAAGUUCAUUGGGGUUAUUUCCUAUAGCAACAUCGACUAAAAAUUGUGAUUUGGGUGCAAAAAGGAGCAAUUUUUAUUGUUUUAUUAAGGAGAGGAAGGAGCAAAGAAAUGUUAUCUGUGCUUGCAUGACACCUACGAGGAACUUGGGACAUGAUGAAUUCCCUGGAACUAGAUUCACUGAAUCAUCUAAAUAUGGGAAUUUGAGCAAGGAAGUGAAGUAUGAGAAUGACUCUGAUGUUCUCAUUGAAUGUCGAAACGUGUACAAAUCAUUUGGAGAAAAGCAUAUUUUGCGAGGUGUGAGCUUCAAGAUUAGGCAUGGUGAAGCUGUUGGAAUUAUUGGUCCUUCUGGCACUGGGAAAUCUACGAUUCUGAAGAUUAUUGCUGGACUUCUUGCCCCAGACAAGGGAGCGGUAUACAUUCGAGGAAAAAAAAGAUCAGGUUUGAUUGGUGAUGAUGAGAUAUCUGGUCUUCGAAUUGGACUGGUUUUUCAGAGUGCAGCACUUUUUGAUUCAUUGACCGUUCGUGAAAAUGUUGGCUUCCUUUUAUAUGAAAAUUCAAGCAUGUCUGAUGAUCAAAUCUCACAGCUUGUGACAGAGCAAUUGGCUGCUGUCGGUUUAAAGGGAGUUGAAGAAAGGUUACCUUCUGAGUUGUCUGGAGGAAUGAAGAAAAGAGUUGCCUUAGCUCGUUCUAUAAUUUGUGAUAUCACCAAAGAAUCAAUUGAGCCUGAGGUGCUUUUAUAUGAUGAACCAACAGCAGGGCUUGAUCCAAUUGCAUCGACAGUUGUUGAAGAUCUCAUCCGCUCCGUCCAUGCCAAGGCUGAGGAUGCACUUGGGAAACCUGGAAAGAUUGCAUCGUAUGUGGUUGUUACUCAUCAACAUAGUACCAUUAGAAGAGCUGUUGACAGGUUAUUGUUUCUUCAUGAGGGGAAGAUUGUUUGGCAAGGAAUGACUGAUGAAUUCACAACAUCAACCAAUCCAAUUGUUCAACAGUUUGCAUCUGGGAGUCUGGAUGGUCCAAUCAGAUAUUAGAGCACAUACAGAGGUUUUGGAAGAACAAAUAUGGUCAUUGACUUUCUGCUGCUAGUGAAGUUGCUAGAUAGGGAUUCUCAGGAAAAUAAGUCAAAUGGCACAUACAAGUUUUGGCUUCCAUAAGAAAUCUUGGAGGUGCUCUGUAAAAUUCUCGACAUCAAGGGGAAAUUUUGGCAUUGUAUUUGCAGGUCAACAUUGAUUGAUUAAGUGCUCCCUUUUAACAAUGUUGUAGAUUCAUUAUAGAUUUGAUUUAUUAUCAAACUUACAAAAAUUACAAUAAUUCUUUGUCCCUUUUCAUUUUUUUUUCUCCAAUAUUUUCCAUUUAAUCUAACUUAUCAGAGUCUUGAGUGAUGAGGGUUGGCUCUUGUUGUCACCUCUUUUUCCUACAAGAAAGGGUUUAUUGCGUGUGAUUAACAUAGUAUUAAUUUAAUUAAUUGGUAUACAAUUCAUGCCUUUGCCAAUUGCCAUGGUGGACUGAAAAUAGGAUUUUCUCAGCUUCAACUUAUGUGGAAGCUUACCGCAUCUAAUGCCGUUAAAUCAUAAUUUAUCUUUAAAAAGGAAAAAGGAAAGAAAAGAAACAAGCAAAACGAUGAAGCAGAAGAAAUUUAUUUGUUGUACAUGAUGAGACAAAGGGCAUGGUCAUUGAAAAAACUGAAGAAUUUCAUCUGAGUUUUGCCCACCCAAACUAUGAUGGAAAUUUCUUCAUGACCUUUAAUUGCCAAAUGGAACUGUUAUUCUCAAAUAAUUUUAACUACACAAAUUUGUAUGUGAUAUUCACCAAUUACACCCAUUGUUGAUAUGGAAUAUUUUACAUUUAAGUAAGAAUUGGAUCAUUGU